This is a messenger RNA of Micromonas commoda, 2097 nucleotides long. RefSeq lists its product as hypothetical. Gene Ontology annotation, biological process: mRNA cis splicing, via spliceosome. The coding region runs from base 1 to 2094 and encodes 697 amino acids. The transcript has a single exon. Gene Ontology annotation, molecular function: protein binding. Gene Ontology annotation, cellular component: cytoplasm; spliceosomal complex. The record is from RefSeq and is a predicted model, not a curated record. NCBI's taxonomy places the organism in Eukaryota, Viridiplantae, Chlorophyta, Mamiellophyceae, Mamiellales, Mamiellaceae.
AUGGGUUCCAAGAAGAAGAGCAAGAAGGAGAAGAAGGAGAAGAAGUCCAAGAGCAAGUCGAAGAAGAAGAGGUCGAGGCGCGAGCCGUCCAGUUCCUCCUCAUCCUCGUCGGACUCCUCGGACUCGGAUUCGGAGAACAGCGAGGAGCAGCGAAGGCAUCGCGCGGCGAAGAUGGCCAAGAAGCUCGCCGCGCGGCUGAAGCAGGGCGAGAUCGCGGGGUACACCGACAACGUGAACCCCUUCGGCGACGCUAACCUCACGGAACGGUUCGUGUGGCACAAGAAGAUCGAGAAGUCCCUCGUCAACGGCGUCGACCCCAAGGAGCUCGGUUUGAAGGCUGAGAAGCGGCGGCACGAGGAGCGACUCAAGGAGAUCGAGAAGGUGAAGAUGCAGCGGGAGCAACGGGACAGGGAGCGCAUGGAGAAGGAAGAGGAGCGCGAGAUCAUGCAGAGGGAGGAGGCGCUCAUCGAGGCGGUCGAGCUGGAGAAGAAGGAGGAGGAGUUCCAUCUCCAGCAGGCCAAGGUGAGGAGCGAGAUCAGGGUGCGCGAGGGUCGGGCGCGGGCCAUCGACCUCGUGUCCAGGAACCUCCACUCCGAGGACGGCGAUGAAUUCGACGAAUCCGUCCACCCCUUGGCCAUCUUCGACGGCCUCACGCUCUCCGAGAUGGACGAGCUCCUGAACGACGUCAAGACCUACCUCGACCUCGACCACAAGGAUGAGCGGCACAAGGCGUUUUGGGCCAACAUGCUCGUGGUUGCCAACGCCGAGCUCGACGAGGCGCGGCGCAGGGACGAGUACGAGCGAGCGCGUUCCAGGGGCGAGGAGGCGUUCGGCGCGAUGAUGCCGAACCAGGGCGUGCACGAGUCCGUGGAGGGUGACGUCCGCGAGAUGCUGGAAGGUAAGACUCGCGUCGAGCUGGAGGAGUUGGAGGGCGACGUCGAGCGACAGCUGGCGACGGGCGAGGAGAGCGAGUACUGGAUCGCCGUUCUCCAGCGCGUGAAGGUUCACAAGGCGCGGACGUGGGUCGAUGACGUGGACGCGGGCUUGCGGUCCAAGCGCGCGGCACUCGCACCCAGGGACGUGCCCCCGCCACCCUUCAAGGAUGGGCGGGCGGCCACCAACCAACCACCCACCACGGCGGAUGACUCGGACGACGAGGACCUCCUCGGAGCCGACUUUGGCAAAGCCGCCGCGGACGCCGGGAACGCCUCCGACUACGAAAACGAGGACGGAGGCUUCUCGCCGCGCGCCGUGUCGCCCGAGCCGAUGUCCCCGGCCGGCGGCACGCCGAGGGAGGGCACCCCGACGCGGUCCUUCUCCCCGGAGGCUAUCCGCGCGAGGGAGGACGAACCCGAUUACCUGGACGUGGUUGACGAGGACGAGGACAGGCGCGAGCUGGAGCGGCUUCGCGCGCUGCAGAGGGCGAAGAAGCUGGGCAGGUUCAAGGAGGCCGCGGGUCCGGGCGCCACCGCGGGUGCCACGGAGCGCGCCACGUUCGACGCCUUCAAGGAGGGCGCGCAGGAGGCGGCGGCUAUGUCGGGCGCGGUGAUCCAGAACCUCACCGCCGACGCGGGCGAGGCGGUGGAGGCGGCGCGCGCGAAGGAGGAGGCGAACGCGCGCGCGUCCCGGGCUCUCGCGGAAAGGAUGAUGGGCGACGGCGCGGGAGAGGUGGCGUUCGCGGGGGAGGCUCCGCUGGAGUCGCAGGUGUACUGGUGGCACGACAAGUACCGACCCCGCAAGCCCAAGUACUUCAACCGGGUCCACACGGGUUACGAGUGGAACAAGUACAACCAGACCCACUACGACCACGACAACCCGCCGCCGAAGACGGUGCAGGGGUACAAGUUCAACAUCUUCUACCCCGAUCUCAUCGACAAGUCCACGGCUCCGACGUACACCAUCAUGCCGGACGGGAGCAAGCACGGCGAGACGUGCAUCCUCCGCAUCCACGCCGGUCCCCCGUACGAGGACAUUGCGUUCAAGAUCGUCAACAAGGAGUGGGAGUACGCGUCGAAGAAAGGGUUUCGGUGCUCGUUCGAGCGCGGCAUCUUCCACCUCUACAUCAAUUUCAAGCGCGCGAGGUACAGGCGUUAGUGA